CCCUCUCAUCCCUCUCUUCUAUCCCAACCUUUCUCUUGCUCCUCUAAUUCCUUGUGAGAUUCUUGAACUUUGAUUGAACCUUUUGAGAUUGAGUUAAGUUCUCCUCCUACAGCUUACCCUCUAAUGCGUCGAAAGCCAUAGCGUCGCGAAUACUUCAUCAAUCAACGUGAUUCAAAUUGGGAACGGUAGCUGAGAUUAAGAGCUACAACAUAUCCAAGUUUCGCGACAUUCCAACGGCUAGUUUUUUGUCGACGUCGUUUCUUGUGAAGACGACUUUUCUGUCCAGAAUUUCGGAUUUAUAUUUUGAGUAAUUCUAGCUCCUAAGUUCACCUAGACUCCGUCCUUAAUCCUAACAAGUGGUAUCAGAGCGAUAUUAAGGACAUUGAGAGGAGUCUACAGAAGUUUGAAGACCCUUCUAGACCCACCAUGGCCUGUGGGUGUGCCUAAGUGGUGUUCUAAAGGUUGGAUGUGUCUUCCGCUAAGGGGAAACUCUGCCGAAAUUUCGUGGACGCCGACACUUGUGAAAAUAUCGAGGGAGCUGAGUGUGGACAGCAAAGGGGAGCUGAAAUUCGUCAUUUCUCAAGGAGAAGAUGAAUGAGAGAGGAGGAGAUGCUAAUGGAAGAGGAGCUGUAGCUGAGAAGGCAAGUGAGCCGCCGCCAUCAAAAGUUGAAGCUUUGGAUGGCUCCAACUAUGAGGAAUGGAGCGGACGGAUGAGGAGUGCCUUCAAACGCUACAAGCUCCUGAAGAUUGCUCUUGGGGAAGAGAAGAUGCCGGAAGAAGGCGAAGCACGUGAACGGUGGAUUGAGAAAAGCGCAGUGCUUUUCGACCUCAUCCUUCAAUCGGUCAACAAGGAGAUGUUCGAGCACAUCAAGGAUCUUGUGGAAGCGGAUGAUUCCGGUCCAAGGGCGUGGAAACUACUACGUGAUGUGAUUCAGCCCAACACUCUCCCAAUGGUGAUCGUGCUCGAGAAGGAACUUGCUGCCAUCUCCAUGCGACCAGGGGAUGAUGUGAAGCCGGUCCUUGACAAGAUCAAGGACACCUAUGCAAGGAUGGCAGCAGCGGGCAGCAGUGUAUCUCAGCUGCAGCACUGCACCAAGAUCAUCUCGGUGAUUGAUUCGGGUUGCACCAGUCACAUGACUCCACGGGCAGAUUUGCUUGAUGAGGUAAAACCCCCUGGGAAGAUUAAGUAUGUAGCAGCAGCGUCAGGUGCUUUGCUCCCCGUGAUUGGUGUUGGGAAUGCCAAGGUUAAGGGAGCUAAUGGGGAGCUUGUGGGGCUUGGGAAUGUUCUGCUGGUUAAAGGCUUGUCUGCUAACCUUCUCUCUGUGCGACGACUGCAGAAGAGCAAGGCCGAAGUGACCUUUGGACCAACCAGCUGCCAGGAGACCAGCUGCAUGAAGGACUUGUGGCAGCUGCCCAUCAUCCCUUGGAAUGGGAAGACUCCAACAGUAGCAGCGGCAAAGGCAACAGCAGGAGGAGAUGCAACUGCACCAACUGAUGGGGUCCUGGAAGCAUUCAAGAAAGAGCAGCAGACACAUGGUGAGGUGCUUGCUAGUGUGGAUGCGAGUGCGGCAUGGGCUAAGGCUUCAUCAAGGAGUGGAGAGGCCGAUUGGGAGACAUGGCAUGAGAGGCUGUGUCAUGUGAACUUCCCUAUGCUGCAAAAGUUGGUGAAGGAUGGGAGCCUGAAAGGAUUGGAGGUGAAAGGGGGAGUGAAGGAGAUUGGGAGCUGCCCUACAUGCUUGGAGACCAAGUUCUCCAAGUUCCCCUUCAACAGCACUACAGGACCAGCCAAGACCCCACUCGCACUUGUGCACAUGGAUGUGGUGGGGCCCACAAGAGCCCUUUCCCUCUCAGGCAGCCGCUAUUUCUUGACAAUUGUGGAUGACCACACUCGGGUAGUGUGGGUUUACCCUUUGAAGAGCAAGGGGGAGGUGGCAGCGGCUGUCCUUAAGGAGUGGAUGCCUAGAGCUCAGAGGGAAUGCGGACACAAGGUGAAGGUGAUCCACAAUGACAAUGGUGGGGAGUUCAUUGGAGCUGAUUUUGAGGGGGAGUUGAAGAGGAAGGGGAUCCAGCAUCAACUGACAGUGCCCUACAACCCGCAGCAGAAUGGCGUGGCUAAGAGGUUCAACAGGACCCUGCAGGAGGGGGCACGCACUCUCCUUGGGCGCGCGGGGCUGCCUGAUCCGUUUUGGGUGUCUGCACUGAGGCAGGUCGCCCUUGUGAAGAAUAGGGCGCUGGCUACAGUUGGGGAGAAGGAGUGGAUCCCAUAUACCAAGUGGUAUGGGAGUGCUCUAGCUGUGAACAUGCUGAGGGCAUUUGGGUGCAUGGUGGUGUUUCAUGUGCCUAAGGAGAAAAGGGGGAAGUUGGAGGCUUCUGGAAGAUGGGGUGUGCACUUGGGGAUUGCAAAGGAUCACAAGGGAUGGCUGCUAUGGGACUUGACCACCCAGAAGCUGACAGUGUCAAGGGAUGUGAAGUUUCUUGAGUCCCUGUACUACAAGGAAUGGAAGCAGCAGCAACAGAAGCUUCCAUCUACACCACUCAUUGUGGAGGCAGAUGAGGUGCAGCGGCCUCCAAGACAGGUGGAGGUUGCAGUGUCUGAAGAGGAGAUGUCUGGGGUGACUGAGGAAGGGGGAGCAGCUGAAGUGGAGCAGCAGCAGCAGCAGCAUGAAUCUCCACCUCGAGUUCCACACCCGCCUGAGCGACCUAGGAGGGAUGUGCGCCCUCCGGUGAGGCUGACCUAUGGGGGAAGAAGCAAGCCGAAUGUGGUGCAGGCUGGGAGUGUGGUUGAGCAGAUUGAGGAAGAUGAGAUCGCUCACUGCUACUGGGCACCAAUCCUCGAGCCCAAGACUCGAGAAGAGGCCUUGAAUGGACCAAAUGGGAAGAAGUGGAAGGCGAGUGAGGAUGAGGAGUUCGGGUCCCUGAUUGAGAACGAGACAUGGGACCUGUGUGACUUGCCUCCUCGGAAGAAGGCAAUCACUUCCAAGAUGAUCUACAGGCACAAGUAUGGACCUGAAGGGGAGCUGACCCGCUACAAGUCUAGGCUUGUGGCACGGGGGUUUCAGCAGACAAAGGGGAAGGACUAUGAUGAGGUGUUUGCUCCUGUGGGGAAAGGAACAACACUGAGGGUGCUGUUGGCGAUAGCUGCACUCCUGGGAUGGAAGAUACGGCAGAUGGACAUUGUGACUGCCUUUCUGAAUGGGAUCAUUCUGGAGGAGGUGUACAUGAAGCAGCCAGAGGGGCUGGAUGAUGGGAGCGGCAGGGUCUGCAGGCUGAAGAAGGCCAUCUAUGGCCUUAAGCAGGCGCCUCGUGCAUGGUAUCACAAGUUGGAGGAGGCGCUGUUGGCUGGGAGUUUCAAGAAGAGUGAGUGUGACCCCAGCCUGUUCCUGCUGCAGGAGAAGGAUGAAAUCCUCAUGCUCUUGGUGUACGUGGAUGAUAUCCUUCUCUUUUCUGCAUCAACUGCUUUGCUGGACAGCGCAGAGCAGAUGCUGGAGAUGCAGUUCAAGUGUUCCAAGAUGGGUGAGGUGAAGUACUACUUGGGGAUGCAUGUGGAGAGAGAUGUGGAGAAGGGUGUGCUGAGGUUGCAGCAGAGGAAGUACUGUGAGGGGCUGGCUGAGAAGUAUGGGCUGCAAGAUGGGGGAAAGCCAGCAACACCACUACCUUCGGGGUUCACUGUGGAGCCAUGUGCUGAUGAGGAGGUAGUGGGUGAUAGUGACAGGAAGCUGUUUCAUUCGAUGGUUGGGUCGUUGAACUAUGCUGCAAAUCAUACACGGCCUGACAUUGCAUUUGCUACAUCACGGUUGGCUAGUGUGGUCUCACGCCCUAGUCAUGAGCAGCUGGAAGCGGCCAAGAGGUUGGUCCGCUAUGUGAGCGCUACCGCAUCAGUGGGAUUGGAGUAUAGUGGAGUGAGGCAGCGGUUGCAGAGAGGUGCUGCAGAUGUGAAGAGUGGAGAGAUGCUCUUGAGUUGCUAUACUGACGCUAGCUUCAACUCAGUGAAAGCGGAUGGCACCAGCAUUAGGGGUUAUGUGUGCUUGCUAGGAGGUGGUGCUGUGAGCUGGCGCAGCAAGAAGCAGAAUGAGGUGGGAUUGUCCUCAUGUGAGACUGAGUACAUGGCCUUACACCAUGGGGCCAAGGAAGUGGUAUGGCUGAGGCGCUUGUUAGAGGAGUUGGGAGUUGGUCAGGAGGAGCCGACAGUUGUGUUCUGUGACAAUGAGUCUGCUGUGAAGCUCGCCAAGAAUGCUUGUCUGCAUGGGCUGACAAAACACAUAAGGCCUAAGUGGCACUGGGUGAGGAGACUCCUUGAUAAGGAGGUGCGGCUGGAGAUAGUGAAGACCCAUCAGCAGGCAGCAGAUAUUUUCACCAAGCGUCUGGCGGAGGCGGAUCAUUGGAAGGGCAUGAAGCUUGCUGGGAUGAGUGUGCAUUGAGUAUGCAUGCUUGAGAUGUUGGUAUGGUGGAUGAUGGUUGGCAGCCAGAGGGGGAGAUUGUUGUAUGAUGUCAUCAUAUGCUAUCACAUUCUGUCUGCCUCCCAUCCCAUAUUUUUUCAACUUGCAUGUGUGGUUUGAACGUGUGCAAGAAUUUGUGUGUGAUGUGUUCUGGAGUUUGGGAAUGUGUUUUGUGUUAUUUUUGUUUGAGCAGGUUUUUUGUGAUGAUAGAUCUUGAGAAGAUCUUUCCGACGCAACGAGAAUCCCUUCAAUCGGAGCAAGAACGCGAAAGCUAUGAAGAUUCAAAGUUCAUGAGCUUGCGUUACAAUUGCGGCGGUUACAAAGUAAAGUUGUGGGGUGACUCUAUAUGGAGUUGGGACCUUUGGGGGUUGGGGAAAUUUGUCACUCACUGUAACAGCUGCAAAUUGGUUGGGAACAACCAAGCUAGGUUGGCAAGGGUGGCCAACUUGGAUGGAUUGGUUGGGAAGGGACAAAUGUCAAAGUUGGGGUUCCUAUAGGGAGGGAAUCUUUGUGCUUAUGGGGUUUCCUUGGUUGGGGACUCUCUUGGGACCUUCCCUCUCAUCCCUCUCUUCUAUCCCAACCUUUCUCUUGCUCCUCUAAUUCCUUGUGAGAUUCUUGAACUUUGAUUGAACCUUUUGAGAUUGAGUUAAGUUCUCCUCCUACAGCUUACCCCCUAAUGCGUCGAAAGCCAUAGCGUCGCGAAUACUUCAUCAAUCAACGUGAUUCAAAUUG
This is a messenger RNA of Closterium sp. NIES-67, 5168 nucleotides long. Lineage: Eukaryota; Viridiplantae; Streptophyta; Zygnematophyceae; Desmidiales; Closteriaceae. The record is from the annotation of a GenBank genome assembly.